Molecule: messenger RNA, 2955 nt
Organism: Frankliniella occidentalis (western flower thrips)
Lineage: Eukaryota; Metazoa; Arthropoda; Insecta; Thysanoptera; Thripidae
Exons: 3
Coding region: 709-2898 (729 amino acids)
Source: RefSeq, a predicted model, not a curated record
CAGAAUGGAUGCUACCAAUCUUUACUCAAAAAAUAAAUAAACAGUUCGAAACUACCCGAUUUGCAUCUUCAAAUUAAUAAAAUUAAAAGCAGAAUUUUACAAGUACUAUCUGAUGUUUGUUAUCAUUUUCUCUAGUACUAAGCCAAAACUGUACCGAAAAACUAUGUUUUACAAUACAAGUUUGGCACGCAUUGAUGACCCUUCCGUAAUAGCCAACCUACACUUAAAAUACGAUGGAAAGCAACGUUUAAUUUUUAGUCAAGCUGAACAUAUAUUUUCGCAGGUAGUCGUAGUGAGUGGUCGGAAGUAAUAUAAAAGUAAGGAAACGAAAGAAAAAACUGGAUUUUGUUAAGUCUUUAUAACCCUUCAUUUUUAUACAAUGUUGGCAGAGGUGAGGUUAGGAGGUUAGUUGAGACAGCAGACAGGAGAGGAGAGGUUGAGAAGGCAGAAAGUUGUUAUUAUUAAUAAAAAAUUGUCUGUACUGUAGUGUGGAGUGCAGUUAAAUGUUUGGCCGUUGUCUUCGUCACUCGCGACUGGGACUCUUUCGUCCAAGCUCCCGGUCUAUCACUGGCAUGGGUGACGUCAUCGUUAUCAAGAAAAGACACCGGCUUCUCCCACACAUGGAAAGCUUGCCCUGCAACCUAUGAUGUGAGCUUCUCCUGGAUUUUUCUUGGGUUGUCAACUGACUUGUGCGCAGAUUCAUAUUUGAUGUCUUCUUCGGCUAGAAAUGAGUGGAAACGGUGUAAAAGGAAAGUGAUGAAUGAGUUGUUGCAAGAUGAUGAUGAUACAACCUUGCAGACCCUUUCCAAACGUCCAGCUGUUGCAAGCCAGUUACAUUUCUCGUCUGCUGCUGAUGUCAGACUUUCAGAAUCAGAUGAUCACUUAUUAGAAUUUUCCAGUACUACUGAUAGUGCUUCAUCAGUUUGUGCAGCACCUAGCUUGGCUUCUACCCUCCAAAGUAAAUGUGAUAAUAAUGAAAGGUUUGAUGAACGGUUUGACUUUGACAGUCUUGCUGAUACUUUUGACUUUGAUCACAAUGAUGUAGACAACCCAUUUCCUAAUGAAGACUUAAAUAAUUUGAGAUCAUUGUUUGAAGACGAUCCUAAAGAUACUGAAGACACAGCCUUACGAAGUGAUCUUGUUGUGUGGGCUUUAGAGCAUAAAAUUGGAAGAAAUGCAUUGACGGACCUUCUCCAUAUUCUCAGAGCACACAACCACCCCAAUCUCCCCCUGUGUUCUAAAACUCUUUUAAAGACCCCACGCAGUACUGUUAAGAUGUUCAAAACUCUUGGUGAUGGACUGUUCUGGUAUUAUGGCAUUCUUGUCAAUUUGGUACCAAGGCUCACUGAAGGAUUUUUGGAGAAGUUAAAUGGAACAAGUAUUGCAAUUGACAUUUUUAUUGAUGGUGUCUCCCCCUAUAAGAGUGUUAAGAAAGUGUUGUGGCCCAUCUGUGCUAGCUUGGCAGGAAGCAAGGACAUUUUUAUAAUUGCCAUGUGGUGUGGACGAACUAAGGAGCCGAGUGAUCUCUCUUUGUUUUUAGAGGAUUUCCUUUCUGAAGCUAAGGAACUAAUGUUGGGUUUUACCCAUCUUGGUCGUAACUUAAAACUGGUUUUAAGAAACAUAAUUGCAGAUGCUCCGGCUCGAACUUGGCUUAAGAAUGUUAAUCAACAUGGGAGUUAUUAUGCAUGUGAACGAUGCACUGCUGUUGGACAGUGGAUCGCCAACAGAAUGACAUACCAUCCUCAUGAAGAGACCUUACCUCGUACUGAUGAGUCACUAAGGAAGCAAACUGAUAGGAGGUAUCAUAAAGGUCCCACUCCCUUAACAGAGCUUGAGAACUUUUCUUUAAUCAGCCAAAUUCCACUGGAACCCAUGCACCUUUUAAAUCUUGGUAUAAUGCGCAGAAUUUUAACUGAGCUUUUGGGAACAAAGCGAAAUAACUGCCGAUUUAAAUUCUCUGACUUGUUGAAGUCCGUUGUAGAUAAUAUGUCAGAAUACAUUGCUCGAUUCUACCCAUCUGAUUUUGCUAGAAGACCUAGAAAGUGGAGUGACUAUGCUUUAUUUAAGGCUACUGAGCUUAGAAGAAUCCUCCUAUAUGAUGGUCUUCUUAUACUUAAAGCAAGAGGUGUAUCAAAGAAAGUGUAUCACAAUUACCUUCUUCUAUGUUGUGCAAUCAGAAUUUUAUCUGACCCAUUACUUGUUAGAGACUUUGCAGAUGAUGCUGCUGUUUUGUUAAAAAAGUUUGUUUCAGAUAGUGUGUUGGUUUAUGGACAAAAAUUUAAUGUUUAUAAUGUUCAUCACCUUGUUCACCUGUCAGAGGAAUGCAAACGGCAUGGUGACCUGGAAUUGUUCAGUGCUUAUAAAUAUGAGAAUCAUUUAGGUGUUUUGAAAAGGCUGUUGCAUGCUCCAGGUCGGACGUUAUCUCAGAUAGUUUGUCGGCUUCUAGAAGUAGUGAGUAAUAGACCACCAAAUGCCGAAGAGGUUCAACACGAAGUAAUUGUGUCUAGACCAUAUGAACUACCCGCCUCUUUGAAUCAUUUAGGUAAAGGAUUUAAUUCUUUGUCAAUUGUUAAAAGCAAAAUCACUCUUCUUUGUAACUCUUUCUUUCUUAGUUGUGAAAAAGAAGUAGUUCAGAUCUCUAAUAUUAUUAAAACUGAUGAAAGUUUCCUUCUUGUUGGCAAAAAAUUUAAACACCAGAUAGACUAUUUCACUCGUCCACUUCCCUCAAGUUGUCUUGAUAUUUACGAAGUUAGAAAACUAGGUGAGAGAGAAUUUUUCACUGUCAAUCAAGUGUUAAAGAAGUGUGUUGUUGUUCCCAUCCCUACUGAGAACCAUUUCCCAUCUAGUGUUUCUGAUGGGCCAUGCCUUGCUAUGUCUAUGCUCCAUGGUGGUGAUUAACUCCCUGAAGUACUUCCUACUGGUCUCAACUUUUCCACAUACAUACUAGUACUGUAC